Molecule: messenger RNA, 6842 nt
Organism: Pteropus alecto (black flying fox)
Lineage: Eukaryota; Metazoa; Chordata; Mammalia; Chiroptera; Pteropodidae
Gene: ARL5A
Product: ADP ribosylation factor like GTPase 5A
Exons: 6
Coding region: 129-668 (179 amino acids)
Biological process (GO): vesicle-mediated transport; protein localization to Golgi membrane; intracellular protein transport
Cellular component (GO): trans-Golgi network; cytoplasm
Molecular function (GO): GTP binding; GTPase activity
Source: RefSeq, a predicted model, not a curated record
GCCGGCGGCCAGCGCGGGAGCAGCAGCAGCAGAGGCGGAGGCUCCGGCGCGUCUCUCUCCUCCUAGUCAGCCUGAGCCGGGGGAGGCCAGGCGGCCCGGGUGGCUGGAGGGGGGUCCGCUGCCCGAGAAUGGGAAUUCUCUUCACCAGGAUAUGGAGACUGUUCAAUCACCAGGAGCACAAAGUUAUCAUUGUUGGGCUGGAUAAUGCAGGGAAAACUACUAUCCUUUACCAAUUUUCUAUGAAUGAAGUUGUACAUACCUCCCCAACAAUAGGAAGUAAUGUAGAAGAGAUAGUGAUUAAUAAUACACGUUUUCUAAUGUGGGAUAUUGGUGGCCAAGAAUCUCUUCGUUCUUCCUGGAACACUUACUAUACUAACACAGAGUUUGUAAUAGUUGUUGUGGACAGUACAGACAGAGAAAGGAUUUCUGUAACUAGAGAAGAACUCUAUAAAAUGUUAGCCCAUGAGGACCUAAGGAAAGCUGGAUUGCUGAUUUUUGCUAAUAAACAAGAUGUUAAAGAAUGCAUGACUGUAGCAGAAAUCUCCCAGUUUUUGAAACUAACUUCUAUUAAAGAUCACCAGUGGCAUAUCCAGGCAUGCUGUGCUCUUACUGGCGAGGGAUUAUGCCAAGGACUUGAAUGGAUGAUGUCACGACUUAAGAUUAGAUGAUCUCUGCUGACCUCUUCUCAAAGACUUUGUAUAAACGAAGUGCUGGACUUACCUGAAAGCUGCAAAAAUUAAUGGUUCAGAUAUAUUUAUAAUAAACUGAUUUAAACUUUUUCUAUAAGAAGAAAAAUUAAGACCACUUAUUUGAAAACAAAGACGAAGUCUCACCUUCCAAUCUGCUUUCUCAUUAGUUUCUUCCAAAGCAAGGUUUUAAAGCUGUGAUUUACAUUUUUCUCAUAAUGAAUCCUCUCAGGACAUUGUGUAGGCUGUGGUAAGUCCAAAGGGAGAGGAAGACAUUUUUAACUUUAAGAGCUUUAUUAUCAGUACAACCCUCCUUAGUUGAAUGUUCUUGUUCCAUUAAAUCAAAAUACAAAUCAGUACGGAUAUUGUUUCCAAUAUUUUAAAAUGUAAUGUUUCUUAUAAAAGUAUUUUGCAUAAGGUUGUGUAUGUAUUGUAUAUGUACCUCAAGUUCAAGUUAAUGGUUUUGAUUUAUGUUCUAAAGCAAAGUGAAUAACAAAAAUUAAUAAUAUCCUUAAUUAUAACCAUAAUGAGAUGAGUACUGACAUUGGUGUUAAGUGCCAAUUUGUACUUUUUUCCUGUGUUCUCUGUAUUGUACUAACCCCCCAAAUUAUUGAGAUGCUUUAAAAAAAAGAGAGAAAGGAAAAAAGCUUGACAUUGUAUACCUAUUUUUUUUGUUGAUCAAAUCACACACAUGGAAACAUAUAAUCUAAUGAGUAGACUAUCACAUUCUUGGCUUCGUAUUUCUAAUGGGCACAGUUGCACAUUAAUUGUUUCCUUUAUUGGACCUUAUGCCAUCUAAAUUACUGAGCAAAUUGUUAAUCCAUUGAUCAAUUGUGAUGAAAAUUACCAAGUAAUUUUUCUAGCGUUAAUUAAAAACUGUUGUCUGAAAUGUCUACCCAGAGAAGUGUUGCCUUAUAAAUAUCAAAUAAUUUAGUUAGGUUCUUCUUAGGUAUUAAAUUACAUGUCAAGCAUUUAAAGUGAAUUUGAGGUGAAAAUUAAAGCAACAAAGGUAAUUUCUUAAUUCGAAGAUUUUUUAUUCAUCUUGAGUUGAAAUAGUUUGAGAUUUUUUUGUUUCUAUGAGUUUAGUUUUACACCAUGUGAAUGCAUUGUUUGACAACUAUAAAAUACAAUUUUUUGAUGCUUUUAAGAAUUUGGUUUAAAAAUUGAUCCACAUGACGUAUUAUUUUUACUAAGAAGUAACUUGGCCCAAAAUAUUUUGUUUGCUUACGCUACCUUUUUAUUUUAUAUCUGAAAGUCAGAGGUAUUUCUGCUAUAAACAAGCUUAUCCUAAAUGUGUUAAAACGUAUUCUUGGGUACUCUGUAUGUCUUUCAUUGCCCAGAACUCUGAAGACUAAAACUGACAUGUUUUAGAAUAUUCAAGAAAAAAAUAACUACUUUUAAUACCGGCUUUUUAGAUUUCAUGAAGAUUUUGAUGAGGAAUAAUAGUAUAUACGAUAAGCAUUGACAAAACUUUGAAAAUUCCUUUUUGUAAAGUUGAAAUAUUCACUGUCUAAAACCAAGUCAUGCAUGGGAGAUCAGUGUUUAACAUUGGAUGUUUUGUGUUUUAUAUUUAUAUUAUAAUGUUCAAAAUGCAAGUAUAACAUUUUAUUACUUGUCAGUUUGCUUUUACAAAAGUAAAUCCUAAAUUACUAAGCUUUAUUUGUUCAUAUGUUCUCAUACUUUUUUCAAAUCACAAUAAGGAUGUCAUUGUUAUACAUUAAAAACUCCCUUAAAACCCAAAUCAUAAGAGACAAGUAUUCUAUAUUGUAGCCCAGCAAAUUCACACUUGUUGUCCUUUCUAUUUUUUAAUUUGAAUAAUCACGGUUUAGUCUCUUGGAUUGCUGUCAUAUCAGUUCAACAAUAUAUACCAGCACAAUCCCUUGUCAUCAAGGUGUUGGCUAAAACUUAUUCUCAAUUGGAUGUUUAUCGCAUACACUACAUUGUUACAGUUGGUUUAGUGUAGUAGAUUAUUGACAUGGCAUCAUGAGAAUGCAUGAAAUCUUAUACCACAUUUGUAAAACAUGAUUUUGUUGUUACAGUCUACCCUUCUAGGCUAAGCAUUAGAAAUAAGGUGUUAUCUAUAUAGUUGUGCAUAAAACCAAAAUUACAGUGGGGAAAAAAAUUUUAAUUGGUAUUCAAAAAUGCAUCAAAAUUAUUUUAACAGUAUUACUUCCAGAUAAAAUGGAGAGCUUCAUGAAUAGUCAUAUUGACAAUUUAUAUAUAGUUUAAGUGGAAUUAAGCAAAGGGCAAUCAUUUUGGUUUUUAAAUAUGCUACUUUUGGAUAUAAACAAACAUUAGAGUCAUUGUGCUCAGCUUCAAAAAGAAAAAAGCUUCAUACCUCUGUACAUGUGGCUGGAUUUAAAUAUCUUGUGUUUGAUACUAAUUUUGAAAGCCAUAGGACUUCUUUUGAUAUUUUGGUAAAAGUAACCAUAUAUGCUAUCAGCAUUUAAAUAUGUUUAAUUUUGACAUAAUAGUAUUUAUAAAGUAUAUCUUACAUAUUAUAUUGAAGAUUCUUCUUUGAAUUUUCAGUUCUGUCUUCUUUGGCUCUCACAAUGGGCAAAGAAUAUAAUGAAGGCAGGCGAUUUGAGGGACAAGGCGAAGUGGGUGGGGACUAUGACAUUUUGCCUUAAGAAAAAAAAAGUGCUUUAGCACUACUGACUGGCAUUUUUAAUGCAUGUAGUUAAAGUGAUUUUAGAAGUGUGUCAUGAAAUAGGAGAGUUUCUGUUUUCUGGACUUUAAGAAGUGCCUAGGAGGUAGUUACAAUGAGACCACAGAGAAGUGCAGGGCACUCAAGGAAAAUUAGGAAGUCCCUGAGAUGUUCUUUUCUUUUUUGUCUGAGUGUAUAGUAUUAAGAUGCCUAGAAAUGGGAUUCUAUUUUACCUUCUCUGAUAGGCACUUUACAUUUCUUGCUGUGACUACAGCAACCACAUACAGUACAGACAACCUCAAAAUCUGUUUAUAUUAGUGUAAAUAGAAAAACUAUAGAUAAUUUUCUAAUUUUCUCUGCAGGCAUUUUUGAGACUAUAACUGUAGUGUGUUUUACUUUGUAUGUAAGGGAUAGCAGCAUUUCACAGAUUAUCUGUGGACUUUGGGGUCAUCUUCUCUCAAUUGCCCAGUUGUAUCUUGGCAUCAAUUCAUCUUUCAAGGCUAGGUAGAGACCAGGUUUCUUUGCAUGACUUAACUUUGACUGCUCCCAAAUAUAAUCCGGAACUUUUUGCUUGAGGGUCAGCUUUCCCGUAGCUCAGCCAUUCCUUGCUGUCUUGUAUCUUUAUUCACCAUCAGUGAAGAUAUGUCAUCUUGGUCCUGGAGGUAUUCUAAACUUUGUCUAUAUCUAUUGUUCCCAAAACCACUAGUUUCUAAACAAGUUUUCCAGUUUUUUGCUAUCCUUCCACCUCUGGCUUGAUUCAUUGAUUUGUACUUUGUUCAUUAGAGAGUAUUGUCAGAAUUGUUGAGUACAUCAAAAGACUGGCUUGCUGUGUAUUCAGCAUAUAAAUGCAAUAAUAGAAACCUUAAAUUAUUUUGUAUUUAACAUUUUAAUGGUUCUUAAUUUUAGCUUUACAUGCUGGAAAGUAGAUUCAAAAAGAUAAGAGAACUACCUUGACUUUGCCAGCUCUUUGAGAUAAUAAGUUAGAUGUGGAAAGGAUUGAAUUUUGAGUAUUAUCUCUCCAUUACCAAAAAUGGGUUUCAUUUUCGAGAAUACCAGUACAAAUAAUUUCAGUGAGAAAAAGAUGUCAAACCAGAUUUACGUAUAGUGUUUAACCUGAAGACAUCUUUACAUCCUUAAAAAUAGGCCACAUUCCAUUUUUUUCUUCGUGUUUACUUAAAAAAGAUAAACAUUAAAUGUCUAAAAGAAUUAGUAAUAAGAGACUAUCUUUACAAAAUAAACCUGUUGAAAUGGGCUUCAAAAGAUAUAAAAAUCAUCAACUGUCAUAUGUUGACUCUGUAGUUGCUGUCAUAGAAAAUACUUGAACUUUCAAGUUGCAUGUAUAUAAAAACAAAACUCUAAUAUUGUGCUCCCUCAAAGAAUGUAUGAUAAUUUUAAAACCAUAAUGGUAAAGGAAAGAAAGAAUUUAAAAACUUUGGAUGCUAAAAAGUAACUUCUAUGAAACCCUAAAAUUGUGUGUAGAAUUGUAAAGAAAUUGUACCAGGAUACAGUUGGGUUAAUUAUGCAGUAUUUUUUAUCAGUUGUCCAGCCCUUGUAUAUCCUAAACACUAAAGCUUCAAUCUUUAUGGUCUUGCCUGCUAGAUCUUUGGUAGAAAAUUCCUAUGGUCUGUACUCAAGAAGUGCCUAAAAUUGAUUCGUGUUGAUUUUUAAGUCCUCUAAUAAAUUAUAUGUUUUAUAUUGUAUUAUCUGUGUUUGGCUUACUGAUGACACAGCCCUGAGGUUUCCUAGGUCACAAUUUAUGUUUUAUUUCAGUAAAAAGCCUUGAAAUUGAAAAUACCCACAAUAACCCUCAACAAACUGCAGUUUAAGGAAACAUGAAACCAUUUUUUUUCUCCUUCCUAAUGUAAGUAUUCUGUGACCCUGAUGUUAGUUAAUGAAGAGGCUAGAAAACUGAACCCUAUUUCUUUUAAAAAUAAUUUUAACAUACAGAAAAUUAUAUUGUGUGUUGUAAAACUUAGUAAAAGUUUGUUAUGUUAAGAAUAGCCUCUUAAUUUUCCUUAUAUUUAGUGGUUAGCAAUUUUGAGUCAUACAUGUUAUUUAGAUCUUGAGCCGUUUUGUGUGUGUACCCACCAAAAUCCUUCUUCUUUGUUUAGAUUCUACUUAGAAACCAAAAUAUUUGAUAAACCCUAUUAUGUUUCUCACAUAUAUAUAUUUUUUUAACCAUAAAAUGUGACUGUAAACUCUAGGGCAAAGACUUGACCAUAUUUUCAGUGGCUUACAAUUACAUUGUGUUCAUCAUUUUAAAUCAUCCUGCAUGGAAAAUGAAAUGUGUAUAUGAUUUUAAGUUAUUGUAAUGUAUACUCUUUUCCAAAACUUCAUAUAUUGAAGUUUUAGAAUUCCUCUAAUUAUUUUUGCUUGAAACUAAUCCUUUAGACUCAGAUAACCUUUUCUUACAUUAUGUCUCUGUAUGAUUCCUUGAGAGGAGAUAAUAUCUGCAGAGCACUUUUAAAGAUACUUUCUAGGUUAAUAUUCAAGAUACCACAUUGAAGAGGAAGCUCUAAUGAGGGCUCUUUUUGGUUCCUAGAGAUGAGAUAAAUGUAUGCUAAUUUUAAUGUGUACUUAAAAUACAUUUUACUAAUUGUAUCGAUUUUAAAUAUGACAAAUUCUUCUUGUAGAUAUUGAUCUUCCUUGCUUAUCGUAUUUUCCUAGAAAAACCUAGAUGAAAAUGUGUUCCAACUAGUCUCUUUGUGUAACUCCCUCUCCCCAGUUGAGCUCUAUGUAUAUUGACAUAAUCAAAACUGCAUUUAAAACAACAAACUAGAUUACCUUUUGAAAAUUUUUAGGUUUGUUGUACUCGAAUUUCUAAUAUGAUAAAAUGGUUUGAUUCAAGCUUCGUAUGCAAGAAAAGGUAGGAAAUUUGUCUUAUCUUUAUUGUUUUAUGAACUUAUGUUUCUCUGUAUACUAGGAAAAUUUUGCACUCAAGGAAUAUUCCAAAAAGUGAUGAUGUUAGAGCACUUGGGUGCUUUUGUAUUUCAUCAGUGCUGAUGUGUUCAGUACCUAGGGAGAUCAGGCGUCAAGAUCUUCCUGAUUAGACAGCUUCACAGAUGGCUGGGAGAAAUUUUGUUUGUGCUCAGGUUGAGAGGGAGUGGCAAACUGAGGUAGGACCUCUCCAUUGGUUAAAGAAGUACAGUCAGCUGCUUUGCAGAUGUGUUAUUUCAUUAUGCUUGUAACAGUGUCAAGCUACAGAAUUGUAAGGCAUCGGGUCAGGUGACCAGUAAUAGGACCUUGUUUAUGUUGAAAUAAAAGAAUAAUGUUAAAGUAUGUUUGGGGGGAAAUGACAAAUGAGAUUUUACUGGUGAAUUUCUAUGUUUAAUAUGUACAUUAACUUUUUUAAAAAGUUGCAUGUUAACCUGGGAUAAAAUAUUGUCUCUGCUUUAUGCUUUACUGAGUACAAAGAAAAAGAAAAAAAGACUUCAGUUGUUACUCUAUUAUGUACUAUUUACGUAUACCUUUUCUUUUUGAAAGGGCUAAUUAUAAUUAUUAUUCACCCA